AUGAGCAUUGCUGUGCAGAAUCUUACAUCCGGAGUCAUUUCCGUGAGCUCCAUCGGAAUCCAAGACUCUAAGCCUACUCUGGUGCCUGCUUCUUCCGUCGCGACCGUCACUCCCGUUACUCCUAAACUGCGUUGUCGUGGCGGUCUCCUACUGCGCAGCGAGGCGGAGCAAUCAAAUCGAGUAUGCGAACUCACGGCCUUUGCAUUAGCUAGCCGGGCGCAGAAGGGUUGGUCAUUGCUCUACGACGAAGGAGAUGUGAACUCUGGUUGGAGGGUAUACUUGCGUCGGAGUACGGAUGGAAAGUCAGUGAAGCGAGACAUCUUCAUUUUACCCAGGAGAGAUCUGUCCUGCUUCCUGAAAGAUGUGGCAGACAACCAUCGUUUGUCGGAUCUUUGCCUCCCUCUGUCCCAGUACGGUUGGCCUAUUUCUCAGUGCCAGUCACAGAGCACACCGUUCUCUAUGCAGUUGCAGAGCGGGAUACGUGUCGUUGACGUACGUCUGGCAGUAGUCGAUGGUCGCUUGAUUGCACACCACGGUAUUAUGUCGGAAAGAACGCCAUUUCAGGACGUCCUAUCUGGCCUGCAUGACUUCCUUACCGACCAACGAACGUCGAGCGAGACGGUCGUUAUGUCAAUCAAGCAAGAAGACUUCAACACUACACCUCCCGCUGAGUUCUCAACGCUUGUCCAUGACGAAAUCUUUAAUGGAGCUGGCGGCCGGGAUAUGUGGUUCCUUGAGAAUCGAAUUCCUCAAUUAGGAGAAGUGAGAGGAAAGGUAGUCAUGUUAAGUCGAUUUGGUGGCGAUGGCUCAGGUUGGGAGAAUGGGCUGGAAGGAAUGGGAAUUCAUCCGACAACUUGGCCAGACAGCCAGAAAGAAGGAUUCCAAUGGAUGUGCAAGGACACCCUUGUACGGACUAGUGAUUGGUACGAUAUACCCUCUUUCUUUUCCAUACCGGAAAAGGUGUCACUGGCGACGGCAGUCCUCCUUCCGCCUGCAGCCGGCGGUUAUACUCAGCCAACCCUAAACAUCUCCUUUUUCUCUGCGAGUUCCUUCCCACUUGCCUUCCCACCUGUCAUUGCGAAGGGGUUCGGCUAUCCCGCUUGGAAGCUUGGAGUUGAGGGCGUCAAUGCAAGGCUAGGUAGCUGGUUAUUGGACCAGUUGGCACAAACAUCCGGCGUGUUGCCCCGUGGCUGGGUAUUUAUGGAUUUCUUCACAACGCCGGGCGGAAUAACGGGACUGCUCGUGGAAUGCAAUUUCAAGGGGAUGGGAGCCAUGAGUAAGGAGACUUGA
Molecule: messenger RNA, 1290 nt
Organism: Fomitiporia mediterranea MF3/22
Lineage: Eukaryota; Fungi; Basidiomycota; Agaricomycetes; Hymenochaetales; Hymenochaetaceae
Product: PLC-like phosphodiesterase
Exons: 4
Coding region: 1-1290 (429 amino acids)
Biological process (GO): lipid metabolic process
Molecular function (GO): phosphoric diester hydrolase activity
Source: RefSeq, a predicted model, not a curated record